AUGGAAUCGCGCGAUCUCAGUGACCUGUGGAAACUGCCGGCCGGGCCUCCACCCCCAGGCGUCAAGUCCAACUUCGUGGAUCCUCCAAGCUUGGCCAUGCCGAUAGUUAUUGUGAAUGCGAUCUCGCUAGGCCUUAUGAUGGUUGCGGUAAUAGCCAGGUUCAUCGCAAAGAGCCGGUAUUCUCAGUUGCGGUGGGAUUUAUCAGAUGAUACGACGGUCAACUACGGGAGACACAUGUGGGAUAUUCCAGCCCUAAGUCUCACAAUGACCAGGACCAAACAAUAUGCUGCCGUUGACAUCAUCUAUAUCCUGACGAGCUUCUUCAUCAAGAUCUCAAUCCUUCUGCUGCUCAACCAGCUGUUCCAUAUCAUAAGGGAGCUUCGUCGGUUGAUUUACAUCGGCAUAGUGGUUAUAUCGAUCGUAACUGUUCCCUAUCUGACGGUAUCUAUCAUCCGCGUGUCAAGAUGUAACGGCGUCAAGGCCCUGGGCAUCAAGAUAUGCAGCAACAAGGUAGUGAGCACGACAAAUCUUUUCUUCGGACUAUGGAAUGUCCUUAGCGAUUUCUAUAUCCUUGCAAUUCCCAUCAGCCAGAUCAAGGGCUUGAAAAUGCCGUACAAGAGGAAGAUAGGAGUCAUGACUCUCUUCCUUGCUGGAUUCAUUGCCUGUUCGAUGAGUAUUGUUCGACUGGUUAUCAUUAUAGCCAAGUUCAACAAGAAAGAUCCGAUAUACACGGGUGCCUCUCUAUCACCGUACAGUGCCGUGGAGAUGAAGCUGGCGAUAAUUUGCAGCUGCGUGAUAUUUUUCCCAGCGUUCUUCCGGCAGAGAAAGAAACAAGGCUUAGCAACGCAAGGAAGCUCGUUCUGA
Molecule: messenger RNA, 864 nt
Organism: Nannizzia gypsea CBS 118893
Lineage: Eukaryota; Fungi; Ascomycota; Eurotiomycetes; Onygenales; Arthrodermataceae
Exons: 5
Coding region: 1-864 (287 amino acids)
Source: RefSeq, a predicted model, not a curated record